AGUCAUAGGUACAUAGGCCCAAGUCAAGCAUAUAGCUCUGUUCGCUUGUGACUUGUGAGAUUGGUGGAGGAAGAAGGAGGGGGCUAUUAAGUGAUUGAUAAAAUAACGUCAAAAUGCCUUACUUUCCCUUGCAAAAUACGUCAAUAUUGAUCCUGUUUUUCCUCGCAUUGUUCAGCUUGUGCAGUGCUGAUGAUUAUCUCGCUCAUAUCUGCCCGAACACCACAACUUUCACCCCAAACUCCACUUUCCAAAACAACCGCGACCAACUGCUGUCUAGCCUUGCCCCUAUUAAUGCCACUCGUGACACCAGCUUUUACCAGACCUCGGCCGGCGGAACAGAUACCGUGGAGGGCCUCUUCCUCUGCCGCGGUGACGUUCCCCCAGACGCUUGCAGAGACUGUGUGCGCAUUGCAGCCUCAGAAGUUGUCCAACGGUGUCCCAUCGAGAAACAGGUUGUCAUAUGGUACGACGCAUGCAUGGUACGCUACUCUAACCAGUCAUUCCUUUCUACCGCGUGGCAGACACCUCAGCUGUUCAUGUGGAGAGCAGCCAGUCUGAUGCAGACCAGGGUAAGUAAGCAAUUUAACCAGGUACUAGUACAUACCAUGGAUGUGCUAGUCCUAAAGGUUAUCAAUGCCGCUCUAAAGUUUGCAACUCAAGAAGCAAAUAAUAUUACACGGUUAAGUACGCUGUACACCCUUGGACAGUGCACGCAGGAUCUCUCCACGGCAGAUUGCAGGAAUUGUCUUAAAGAUGCCAUAGCCCAACUUCCAUCUUGUUGUUUUGAAAAAAAAGGGGGAACAGUUAUGUACCCUAGUUGUAAUAUUAGGUUUGAGUUGUACCCCUUCUACAAAUCACAGGUAGUUAAAGCAGACUCUCCACCUCCUUCGCCAGCAUCAAUAGCAAAUCCUCCGCCAACCCCGCCAGCAGGAAAAAGUAAACUCUUAUUCAUAGUCAUUCCCAGUAUUCUGGCUCCUGUUGCUCUGUGUGUGCUUGUUGCGGUUGUGGUCAGAUGUUUCAUUCACAAAUCAAAAGGAGCCAAGCAACAACAAAAUAAAGCUGAAGUUGAUAUGACAACUGUUGAAUCCUUGCAAUUUGACUUGGGAACUAUUGAAGCUGCCACAAAGAAGUUUUCUGGCGACAACAAGUUAGGUGAAGGCGGAUUCGGUCAAGUUUUCAAGGGAACACUUGAUAAUGGACAAGAAAUAGCUGUGAAGAGGCUGUCAAAGAGCUCUGGACAAGGUGUACGAGAGUUUAAGAAUGAGGUUUUAUUGGUAGCCAAGCUUCAACACCGGAAUCUUGUGAGGCUUCUGGGAUUUUGCUUGGAAGGAGAGGAAACCUUACUUGUCUACGAAUAUGUGCCCAACAAAAGUCUUGAUUAUUUUCUAUUUGAAGCCGAAAAAAGAGAACAACUGGAUUGGUCAAGACGCUGCACCAUUAUAGGAGGAAUAGCUCGAGGCAUCCUCUAUCUGCAUGAAGAUUCUAGGCUUCGAGUUAUACAUCGUGAUUUAAAAGCUAGCAAUAUCUUGUUAGAUGCCAAUAUGCAUCCUAAAGUUUCAGAUUUUGGAAUGGCAAGAAUGUUUGGAAUUGAGGAUCAAACUCAAGGAAACACCCGGAGAAUUGUUGGCACUUAUGGUUACAUGGCUCCAGAAUAUGCAAUGCAGGGAUUGUAUUCUAUAAAAUCAGAUGUCUUCAGCUUCGGAAUACUCUUGCUUGAGAUCAUAUCGGGAAGAAAUAACUUUUUAGGCUUUCAUCCCACAACUUCUGCAUCGACACUUCUCAGCUUGGCAAUUAUGGAAUGAAGGGAAAGUAUUGGAGUUGAUGGAUCCGUUGCUGAAAGAUUCAUGCAGUCCAAAUGAGUUCUUGAGAUACAUCCUCAUUGGAUUAUUGUGUGUUCAAGAAGACGCAAAUAAAAGGCCAACCAUGUCGUCUGUUGUUCUGAUGUUAAAGAGUGAAAGCAUCAGCCUUCCCAAACCUGAUCGACCUGCGUUCUUUACAGGAAGAUGUAUCAAUGAUCAGAGCCAUACUGUACGGGAUUUACCUGGUUGCUCUGUAAACGGUUUAACGGUUUCUGAUGAUAUCCCACGCUGAAUUAGAUGACUAAUGUUGUACGUAGUUCAUCCAUUCAUGCAU
Fragaria vesca subsp. vesca is the source of this 2133-nucleotide messenger RNA. RefSeq names its product cysteine-rich receptor-like protein kinase 25-like. Bases 114 to 1802 code for a protein of 562 amino acids. NCBI's taxonomy places the organism in Eukaryota, Viridiplantae, Streptophyta, Magnoliopsida, Rosales, Rosaceae. The record is from RefSeq and is a predicted model, not a curated record. Gene Ontology annotation, molecular function: ATP binding; protein kinase activity. Gene Ontology annotation, biological process: protein phosphorylation. The transcript is spliced from 6 exons.